UUUUUUGAAUUAUCCUAAUGGAAAUCCAAGGAUAAGGGACCACCCUCUUUCUCUCGUUGUAAAAUCAAUGAAAAUCCACACCUAGCCGCUAGCCUGCAACUGAGACUAGUUCCAAUAAGAUUAUAAUCAUGACUUUCAGUUCACUUUUCUCACCAAACUUCACUCCUUUUUCAUCUGCAAGACCAAUUAAGCAUCAGUUAUCUUAUCAUCCUUACCUUCCUUCUACAUCUCUGCAACACAACAAUAUCAGGAGAGAGUUUUUGGUUCCGUAUGUGACUUCGGUUCCUUACCAACCAAUCAAUGUGGACUAUCUGGAGGGAGAAUUCAGUGGCCAUGGUGUCACCUUUGAAGGCAUUGGUGACACUUGUGUUGUCAAGAUGGGAUUGGAUAAUGGCAGCAGAGCUACUUUGAUGCUUCCAAGUGGUUUGAUCACAUCUUACAAGGUUCCGAUGUGGCACAGCGGCACAGUUGAGCUACUGCACACGUCAGUUUCCGAGGGGGAUGAAGGUGAAGCUGUGAUACAAGGAGGGGUGUCUUUAGCACUUAACUGUGAAGAUGAUGAUGAAAUUUCAUGGUCACCUAGUACUUGGGCUCUUCGUGAUGUUAGAGGCAAUUCAAAUGACUCUAUUAAGGUUGAACUGGUAAGCACUGAUUCAGAAAAUAUGGUUGAAACAAGAUAUGUUGUGACACUCCAAGAGGAUGUCUUAACCUCAGAGAUUUCAGUCACAAACACGAAACCAACACCAUUACGCUGGACCGGAUCUAUUAUAAGCCAUCUAACAGUUAGCAGUCCAGAAGCAACAUAUGCACUCGGAUUAGAAGGAUCAAAUUUUCUCACUGUGACACCCUUUUUGUCCAAUUUCGGUAUAAUUCCCCCAAAUCUCGACGAGGAAAACAAUUCCGACAUUGGACAACUAUGGGGUCAAAUGGGACUUAAAAGGUUUUUCAGUGGCUUAGGUCAAAGAAAUCAGAAGGAUGCUAGAGAAGACACAAUGGAGGGUGAAGAAGAUGAUGACUAUAAGCAAUUAAAUGAGCAAAUCAGCAGGAUAUAUACCAGUGCACCUAGAUUCUUUACACUCAUUGACAGGGGCAGAAGAAACUCAGUUGCAGUAGGAAGAGAUGGAUUUGAUGAAAUGUAUCUGUUCAGCCCAGGUUCAAGCCAUGAAAUCUAUGGAGACUAUUCUUACAUAUGUGUAGGCCAGUCAGCUAUGCUCAAACCCAUAAACUUAGGUCCAGGAGAGGUGUGGAGAGGCUGGCAACAAUUACACAAUCCAAAUAUGUAAAACAUAUUAACCAUGCUUUCAUAUGAUUCAUUAAGUG
Messenger RNA from Hibiscus syriacus, 1320 nucleotides. Its product is annotated as protein NDH-DEPENDENT CYCLIC ELECTRON FLOW 5-like. Lineage: Eukaryota; Viridiplantae; Streptophyta; Magnoliopsida; Malvales; Malvaceae. The coding region runs from base 129 to 1283 and encodes 384 amino acids. Gene Ontology annotation, molecular function: catalytic activity; carbohydrate binding. Gene Ontology annotation, biological process: carbohydrate metabolic process. The record is from RefSeq and is a predicted model, not a curated record. The transcript has 2 exons.